Fusarium poae is the source of this 3090-nucleotide messenger RNA. RefSeq lists its product as uncharacterized. The transcript is spliced from 9 exons. Gene Ontology annotation, cellular component: nucleus. Bases 1 to 3090 code for a protein of 1029 amino acids. The record is from RefSeq and is a predicted model, not a curated record. Lineage: Eukaryota; Fungi; Ascomycota; Sordariomycetes; Hypocreales; Nectriaceae.
AUGGACGAUCCCUACAGCUGCUGGUGCACCCCUGGAGGGAGGAUCCUGGCCCCCUGUGCAGAUCGCACGUCCGCACCUCCUCUCAGGGCCGGCUUGUCUUUUGUCCAGGACACUCGUACUGUGAGUUCUGAUAAACCUCUGGCACAAUAUGCAGUGCGAUAUUCCCUUGGCUUUCCCGUUGAAUGUCUAGGAGCCCUUCAAGAGCCGAGCACGAAGCCUGCUCUUUCGACUCCCUCCCUCGAAUCGAACCCAGUCGUGUCAGGACCCCUCGCGUAUGUCAGUGCAGAUCGAGACAAGGCACAUCGAACCCAGGAAUACUGGAGGCUCGGACUUGGAGUUACCGGAAUCUACCAAAUUAAGAGUUUUGUUGGAGACCGAGCUGAACAGCGAGCUCCAUCGCAAUCUCGCUGUACGGUGAUCUGGAAUUUCGGUUGUUCGGUACCCGAAGAUCUCCUUUUCGGACUUGCUUUUGGAGGCUUUCCGAUUGACUACCGCACACGCAUUACGCACACAUCCAUAUUGCUCAGGCACCCCCAUGUGCUAUGCACUGCGCUGCGAGGACAACACUAUUGCUAUCUGACUCCAAAUGUAUCCAUCCUUAGUGAAGCCGAACUGACCAUAACAGACUCAAGUGCCCUUGCAGUUGAACCACCUGUACAACGGCUUUGGAGACACAAGCUUGACCCUUGGUCUCAGCUUGUUCUUGUUGAUUACACACUGAAUCUCAAGUCUGCAAGUCGCGUAGCGAUCACUGUCUUGGUCGACCCAGACCCGCUGCAUAAGACCUCGACAAGACCUGGUCUUAACUACGACUGCGACCACUUUCUCCAAGACAACUGGACUACAUUCUCAACUCUCCUCCCUGAACAGACCCAUUCCCAAUUUCCCUCCUUGCCAGCUUGGAUGUCUACUUCCAAGUUCCAGUGUCCUCCCUAUAAGCUUUUCGAGCCUGACUACCACCCGCAAAAGCCAAUCAUCGUCGGAGUCGACGACAGGCUUGAAUCGCCUGACACCAUCGCGCUUCGCUACGAGGAAGCUGCACGAGCAGAGAACGGAGGAGGAGACCUAAGAGGGGACUCCCCUCCUAGGCUUUUAGAGAUGGCAACCUACACCAAGGCCCAGCUGCCUUCUAUGCAUGCUGGUUACGAUGUGGCACGAUACCCAGAUGCGAGUUAUGAACAAUACCCCUCACAGAGUUAUGCAACUCAGCAACAGUCCGACAAGUUCGCCCAGCUAAACCAGCAAUCUUUCGCUUCCAACAAUGCGGCUGUAGCAUAUGGCAUUGCCCCUAGUAUGGCGGCACCAACUGUUCUAUCAUGCCAACCUCCAACGGGUGUAUUUGGAACCAAAGUUUAUGUCAAACUUUCAUCCCAGUAUGACUUAUUUUUGCUAUCGACGCCGAUGCCAACGUGGUCUCUGUUGUUCGGGUCAGAAAAGUGCUCCGUUCAAGAUGUCUCCCGAGACCUGCAAGACAGCACAGGCUUCAUUUACAGCUGCAGCGGAGAUGCACCUCAAUUUCUGGUCACAAACUGUGCAAGCAGCAAUGUGCCACUGUCACUCGUUCUUGAUGGUCCUUCAGGAGACGAAAUUUCUCGCAUUCCCGUUGGUACUUUUCAGUAUCUUGAAGGGUCGGGGGAUGACAUCACGAGGUCAACCAAGAUGCCUAAGCAUGAGGACACGGCACCUGCCCCUAGUAUGGAUCAGCCGAGUACCUCACCUAAAGUUGAACCUCAGCUAUCAGCAGAGUCUGGUACAAAUACCUAUGAAUAUCCACCGCAGCAAGGACAAUAUGCCAGUGCAUUCCCGCAAGCAAACAACGAAAUGAUUAGCACUUACAGCAGAAGUACGAGCUUCACGGACCCUCACUAUCACCGUCGUCCUACGGCUGGAUGGAGCCCUUAUCCGAGUACAUUGGGUAGUACUGGUCGAGGGCCAUCAGGCUUGGAUACUUCGUUAGUAGGACGUCCACCUCUGACGCCUCUGGGUAUGUCUUCGCCGUCUCAACCUAACGGCGCCCCUCAACUAGUUCGAACAAGCACCAUCGCUGCCAACCCUGGCAACAACUCCAGCUACCACCCCAUCUCACUAUACUCUGGCAAAGCAAUUCUCAAGAUUUCCGGUAAGCUGGAAACAAUGGCCGAGAACUGGACUUCAGAGGAGUGGUCCAAUCGUCGCCGGAUUGUCCUCUUCCGCAAGACGCAAAAAGGAUCAACCGUUAACGCCACCUGCCAGGCGGUAAGCGUCAAUGACCGACCACCUAACAGUAUAUGCAUUUCUUGCAUAUGGUGGGCUGAGAAGGGUGAAUGCUAUGUCACAUCGGUCGACACUAUCUAUCUUCUCGAGCAGCUCGUUGCCGCGCCAGCCCGUUUCAGCGUCGAGGAGAAGAACCGUAUUCGCCGCAACUUGGAAGGAUUCCAUCCCCAGACCGUGUCCAAGGCCAAGCCCGACAGCGAGGAGUUUUUCAAGAUUAUUAUGGGUUUCCCCAACCCCAAACCCCGCAACAUCGAGAAGGAUGUCAAGGUGUUUCCCUGGAAGAUUCUCGAGUCGGCCCUCAAGAAGAUCAUCGGAAAGUAUAGCGUUAGUCCUAGCAGCACUAUAGCGCCGCCCAGCAUGAUCAGCCACCCCAACGGCCAUUAUGCACCUCUGCCAACGCCUCCAGGACAAAGCAUGGCUCCAACACACCCUGACCCCCAUACACAGUAUUCUCUUCCUCAACAUCACGACUCGAUACCAUCACCACGAUCACUUUCUGGGUCCCAGCACAGUUGGACACCAUACACAACAGCCCCUCCGGGUUAUUCGGCCGCUUCUCGUACACUGAGUCCUGGACUUCGCCAUCACAGCCCACAACAGCCGCCUCUACGUAUCAACACAACACCUCUGCCAGCAGUCUCGAGUUACGACAGCCGAAGCGGAUACGGGACAAGUGGCUUGCACACUCCGCUGAGCCAUCAUCCACCAACUGCGACGCCUCCGCGAUGGGACCCUACGCCUGCAACAUACCCUGAGGGCUAUCCCAGUUUGACAUCACAAACAACCCAGCCGGUGUACGGGGCAACAAGCUAUGGCGAACCUGCACCCAGAGCAUGA